AUGGUCUCAUACAAGUUCCUCACACUUGCUAUUGUUUCCUGUGUGGCCCCUGCUCUGGCAGCGGAGAAGGUUACCCUUUACUCACAAGAGCCCUGCACAGGAGACUUAACACAAAUCGAGCCUAACAAUAAAUGUACCCUCAUACCAGAGACAUUGAAGGGCAAAGUAACUGGCGUCAAAGUACCAGAAGAUAUUGUGUGCAACUUUUACAAGGACGAAAAAUGCGUUGAGCCGAUUCUGUACUCAGUGGAGGACCCUGGUAUCUGCAAGUUCAGUGAAUGGGAUACUGCUGAUCAGAAAGUCAGCAAUACAUCAGCGAGUGUUCGGUGCUAUGAUAGCAAUGUCGAGGAGGCGUGA
Molecule: messenger RNA, 357 nt
Organism: Penicillium argentinense
Lineage: Eukaryota; Fungi; Ascomycota; Eurotiomycetes; Eurotiales; Aspergillaceae
Exons: 4
Coding region: 1-357 (118 amino acids)
Source: RefSeq, a predicted model, not a curated record